This is a messenger RNA of Synchiropus splendidus (mandarinfish), 3852 nucleotides long. RefSeq names its product GTPase IMAP family member 8. Lineage: Eukaryota; Metazoa; Chordata; Actinopteri; Syngnathiformes; Callionymidae. Gene Ontology annotation, molecular function: GTP binding. The record is from RefSeq and is a predicted model, not a curated record. The coding region runs from base 1182 to 2663 and encodes 493 amino acids. The transcript has 7 exons.
ACUCUUCCUUGCACCGUUCUUUGAAUGGGCCCGGUCGUCAUCAGGUCCUCUUUAGUGCGUGUUCGCUCCCUGACUAUAACUAUUGGAAAUACCUUCACGUGUAGGACAUUUCUUGCAGGUCUGUGAACCGAAACUUCGUAAUAUCAUCUUGGCAGUUAAAGUUGGGCUCAUAAACUUAUAACCCAUGUAUCAUAGAUUUGAAUACAUCAAACCAAAAUUCACGGUUCGGAUUAGGUAAAUUAUACUGCUCUGACAAGAUAAACAGGAAAUGAAAAGCAAACAAUCGUCACUUUUUUUUUUCUUUCGAUUUGAGACUGACCUGUAGCUCAGUCAUCCGUCCACAAGAUGGUGCUAUACAGCACCCGUCAGCGCCGUUCCCCUUAAAGAAUAAAAACAUGUCCGAAAAUUAGAUUUGUUACAAAUUGUUCGAGUCGCCUCUCGUAGUUUCAUCGACCGGACGGCCACCCGACUCCUCGCUUGUGUCGGAACCGGUCGAGUGAGACUCGUAUUGACACGUUCUUGGGUCGUCGUUGGUGUUGGAGGUCGGAGUAGAUCAUCACUGCGUCUUGGGUCAUUCCGCUCUCACACGCAGGAGGUGGCCAGUGUGUUGGAUGCAGCAGCUGGGGGACCCAUCCAGCUGUGAGCAGAGCUCCCUCUCUUCCUCCUCCUCUCCCUGCUCUCCUCCUCCCAGUCUCUCCAUCCUUCCCUCUGACUGCAGUCUGCCUCCACUGCUGCUGCUGCUGCUGUGGCAGAGCGAGUGGGAGGAACUGUUUCUCUGUUUUGCUUCAAAAAAAUGAGGAGACGUCUUCCUGUAGCUGCAGCUGCUGCAGGGCUGGAUUUGGCUGCGACUCUCCUGCAUUGCACAAUCCUUCGCUCCUGCUCAGAGAGAUACGGCGGAGAAGAGGAAGAGAGCGGGGCGACGGCAGACUAAAGGGGAGCAGGAGAUAUUUGGACGCGAGCAGAUGGAGACGCAGGCAGAAGGAAGUGGAGGCAGAGCCAGUUGCACUGCCGCAGAAUGAGCUGGACGGAGAGAGCCAGCUGCCAACCCUUCACUCGCCACGCCAGCUGCGUCCUCGCCACCCCCUCUCUCUGAGCAGGACACGGAAGCCACCACAGUGGAGCCCAGGAGGAGAAGAAGGAGGGUGGCUGAGGAGGAGGAAGCCAGAGGUUCCACGCUCAAGAUGGCUGCUGUGUCCUCUGGCUCUGACACUGGCGACCAGAGGGGGCGCCACCCCCCUGAGCGAAGGCUGCUCAUUCUCGGGGGGCCCAAGUCAGGGAAGACCUCCACCGCCAACAGCAUCCUGGGGGACGAGGUCUUCGAUGCCGGCGCCGAGACCACGCACAGCAAUGUGGGUCAGACGGAGAUCUACGGGCGGCGGGUCACCGUUGUGGACACCCCACCUUGGAGCAUCCCCUGUGACCCGGAGGAGGACACGGAAGAAGAGCCCAACGACCACAGCGGCGCAGAAGGCGAGCACCCGCCGCGGCCCCCACCCAGCCUGGACAGCGAGGGACCCUGCAUGGGAGCCAUCCUGUGCCCCCCCGGGCCGCACGCCAUCCUGCUGGUAGUGUCCGUGACCCAGCCCUUCACAGACACCCACAGGAGGGCAGCUGAGGAGCAGCUGGGGGCGUUGGGCGGGGGCACCUGGAGGUACUCCAUGGUGCUCUUCACUGGGGUGGACAAGCUCCAGAAAGGUGUCUUCAUCGAGGAGCAUAUCGCCAACACGGGGGAGGCCCUGCAGUGGCUGGUGGAGCGGUGUGGCAGCAGGUACCACGCUUUCGACAACACGCACAGGGACACAGAGGACAACACUCAGGUGCCCGAGCUGAUGGAGAAGGUGGAGGAGCUGAUCACUGACAACCAAGGCUGGUACUUUGAGGUGAACGAGCUGAUCCUGCUGGAGGAGGAGCAGGCCAGGAGGGCUCUGGAGGAGGAGAGGAUGAGGAUGGAGGAGCACGCCCGGCAGAGGGAGCAGAUGAUUGGAGGGCCCCCGAGAGAGCUCAGGCUCCUGCUGCUGGGCUGGAAGGGUGUCGGCAAGAGCUCAGUGGGAAACGCCAUUCUGGGCCGCCGAUACUUCGAGUCGGGCCAGGAGACCGACCUUUGCCUGAGGAGGCAGGCUCUGGUGUCGGGCCGCCGGGUCACCAUCGUGGACACCCCUGGCUGGGACUGGUUCUCGGUGCGGCGGACACCUAAGCGGAUCCGGCAGGAGUCACAGCGCGGCGCCGCUCUCCUGCGCCCCGGGCCCCACACGCUGCUGCUGGUCCUGCCUGUGGUGUCGUCGCUCACCGCCCGGAAGCGGCGGACGCUCCUGGCUCACAUCGAGACGCUGUUCGGCGACGGUGCCUGUCUCCACACCAUGGUCCUGUUUAGCUGCGGGGACUGGCUGGGGCGCACCCCCAUCGAGGAGCACAUCCUGAGAGGGGGGCGGGAGCUGCAGCGGCUGCUGGAGUACUGUGGGAACUACUACCACGUGCUGGACAGCAAGACCCCCGGCAAAGACAGGAGCGUCUCCCAGCUGCUGGACCGCAUCGAGGAGAUGAUCCGGGAGAACGGAGACAAGGCCUUCCUGCCCAUCCAGACUGAGUGGCUGAGCGAGGAGAGCUCGUACUCCUCGGACAACACGGAGCCCGAGGACGACUGCCGAGGCUGCCAGCUCCAGUGACCCUCUGAAGCUCCGCCCCCUGCAGCCACAGCUUGGAUCCCCGCUCCUGUUGAGCUCCUCUGAUGUCAGAACUGACUGGUCCACUCGGCACUUUUUAAAGACUCAAACUGAGAUUUCUGCUUCUGACGGCGUCAACAGUUUGUCGUCAACUGGUCACAUGUUCAGGGGGUGUGGUCACAUGACCACCCUGGCAACUGGUGAAUAACAUUUAGAGAUGGGACUGUUGCCACGGUGACAGCUUUGUUUCAGUUGGACAGAAAAAGGCAGAGUCUGCAGUCCGACACCACCACCUUUCCAGCCCGGAAGUCUAGUUUUUCAGACCAGUGUGUGUCUCCAGUGCCAGCCCUGUUCUGGCUGGUGGGUCAGACGAGUCCAGACCGGUGACCAGUUCACGACACACACCUGCAGCGUCACCUGUGCUGCCACUUCCUGCUCCUCCUGUGCUAAUGUAACCAGUGUUGUGUGCUAAGGGCCGCCUGGUCGAUCAGUGUAGUCACCAUUAGUCGCAGUCGUGUUGCGGGUGCCGGUCCCGUCGUGCUUCUCUUGACAAGGUAGAUUCAGCCAUGUGCCUCAGCAUCAAAGCGUGAGCGAGAGUGGGGGCGUGGCCCUACGGCGGGACCGCGUCCAGCUUCUGCAUGCUCCAGAUCAACCACACGACCUCACCUGCUCAUUCAGGGCACAGCAACAGGGACCUUUCUUCGCGUACUGGAGGCACGGAACCGCUCCACAUGCACACGACCCAGUGCCUGUCGCGCUCCUCACCUCGCGGGUCACAUGACCCCACAAUCGGCGCUGGGCCGAGUGUGACAGUGGCUGAAAGCCGGGACCACCUCAUGACGGGCCCACGGCCGUCCUCUUCUUUCUUCGCCAUUUAAUGACGUCACUUGAGUGGAAACUGAUGGUCCUGUCUGUGUUGAAAACCAAGCCGGGACAGCGGCGCCCUACGAGCUUCACUUCACGAGAGGAUGGCACUUACUCUAUGGUCCCGACCACUGCCGUGCUGUCGGCUUCAUCUGGCGAUGUAGACCGCGGCUGCCGGCGCGACACGCAUGACUCCUCAGUUUGACAUGAGGCUGUUCCCAGCGUUUGUUGGACUCCACGUGGUUCAGUUGUUAGCAAUGUGCAACCUGAGUUUACUGUAAAGUGACGUGACUUCAUGUGUGCUCCUCUUGUGGCAUCACAAUAAAGA